CACUGUAGUGGUAGGUGGGAAUCAAAAAUGGCGUCGAACUGUGUUUACUCUAACGAUAGAGUUCCUUCUUCGCUAAAUGAUACCGAAAUUGCUUCGGAUCCUGCAGCGGGUGGAUUUUUUGCAUCCGAUUUCCGAAAGCAUGAAGAUCUAAAAAAUAUGUUAGAUAGCAAUAAAGAUGGGUUAAAAUUAGAAGCAAUGAAAAGAAUUAUUGGUAUGAUUGCCAAAGGUAAAGAUGCUUCUGAAUUAUUUCCUGCCGUAGUGAAAAAUGUUGUUUCUAAGAAUAUUGAGGUUAAAAAAUUGGUUUAUGUGUAUUUAGUUCGCUAUGCUGAAGAGCAGCAAGAUCUUGCUCUUUUAUCGAUUAGCACAUUCCAAAGAGCAUUAAAGGACCCCAAUCAAUUGAUAAGAGCAAGUGCACUAAGAGUAUUAUCCAGCAUUAGAGUUCCUGUUAUUGUACCAAUAAUGAUGCUUGCAAUAAAAGAUGCAGUAAAUGAUAUGUCUCCUUAUGUACGUAAGACUGCAGCUCACGCUAUUCCAAAGCUAUACAGCUUGGAUCCUGAACAAAGAGAUCAAUUAAUAGAAGUAAUUGAAAAAUUGUUAUCUGAUAAGACAACUUCUUUGUGAAUUUGACCAGGGCCA
Messenger RNA from Centruroides sculpturatus (bark scorpion), 636 nucleotides. RefSeq names its product AP-3 complex subunit beta-2-like. Gene Ontology annotation, biological process: intracellular protein transport; vesicle-mediated transport. Lineage: Eukaryota; Metazoa; Arthropoda; Arachnida; Scorpiones; Buthidae. Gene Ontology annotation, cellular component: membrane coat. The record is from RefSeq and is a predicted model, not a curated record. The coding region runs from base 28 to 621 and encodes 197 amino acids. The transcript has 7 exons.